Messenger RNA from Fulvia fulva, 945 nucleotides. Its product is annotated as Transmembrane protein 19. The coding region runs from base 1 to 945 and encodes 314 amino acids. The transcript is spliced from 2 exons. Gene Ontology annotation, cellular component: membrane. The record is from RefSeq and is a predicted model, not a curated record. Lineage: Eukaryota; Fungi; Ascomycota; Dothideomycetes; Mycosphaerellales; Mycosphaerellaceae.
AUGGACCUCCAAACUAUCGACGUAGCGAUGUUCGCCAAGACACAUGUCUCCCAAGUCACAGCCACCAUCGGCCUGGUCACAUUCGCCAUCACCAAGAAGAAGCUGACGCCAGGAGGCAUCGCGGCUGGUAUUUUGGUCGCCUUCAUCCAUAUGGUCCACCCUUGGCCGGCGUUCUUCUGGCUGUUGACCUUGUUCUUCUUCUUUGGGACUGUGGUGACGAAGAUCGGUCACGACAAGAAAGCGUCCUUGACACAGUCAGCUACAGGUGGUCAGGGCGGCGAAGGCGCCCGCACCUCAGCCCAGGUCUUCGCCAACUCCGGUUUUGCCAGCAUCCUAAUCCUAGCCCACACCUACCUCCUCACUAGCACCCCCUUCAUCUCUUCCCACAUCUCCAUGACCGCGGGUCCCUACUUCCCUGUCAUUCAGAAGCUGCUACCUAUCGGCAUCAUCGCCCAAUACGCCGCCGUGGCAGCCGACACAUUCUCGUCGGAACUUGGAAUCCUGUCCGAAGAGCAGCCCUUCAUGGUAACGGCGCCGUGGCGAAAGGUACCAAAGGGGACGAAUGGCGGCAUCACGGUGGAUGGACUGAAGUAUGGAGCUCUAGGCUCCGCUCUCUUGACUCUGGUGGCGAGCGUGGCGCUGUUUCUAGCGGAGCCGAGGGUUCAGGCCAAUGCGAGGGCGAGUGUGUUAUUGAUGGUUAGUGGGUUGGCGGGGAGUGUGAUUGACUCGGUGCUGGGAGCUUUGGUACAGGUUACGGUGACGGACAAGGGAAGCGGGAAAGUUGUGGAGGGACAUGGUGGGCAGAGGGUUCUUGUGAAAAGGGAUGGGAGUAGGGUCAAGAUCGGGAGGGAUCUGUUGUCGAACAAUGGGGUGAACUUCGUGAUGGCCGCGUUGGCGAGUUUGCUUGCUAUGGGUGUGGCGUGGGAGAUGGAGAUUGGGUUCUAG